Molecule: messenger RNA, 1622 nt
Organism: Anastrepha ludens (Mexican fruit fly)
Lineage: Eukaryota; Metazoa; Arthropoda; Insecta; Diptera; Tephritidae
Exons: 4
Coding region: 52-1128 (358 amino acids)
Source: RefSeq, a predicted model, not a curated record
ACUGUGUCUACCUCACUCUACAUUUCGAGAGUAGUUGCUGUAAACCACCCUAUGGAUGAACGUGGUAGUGAUGACAUGAAUAGCAAUACGUUUUUAGCCGCACGCCAACGACUGAGGCAACAACAACAGGAAUUGCAGAACGACCGAUAUGAGCAGAAUCGCUUCACAAACAAAUUUUACGAUAACAAUGGAGUAGCGACUGCGGCACUUUGUACUUCAAAUAACAACAACAACAUUGAAUACAAUAACAACUUGCAACAGCAGCGCCAACAACAACUACAAAACAGACUCAUAAACGCAGCUGAACCACACAUGAUAAAUAGCGCAAAGGAAGCGGACGCUAAGCAGAAAUCAGCAACAAUGGACAUGCGACGAGUAGGCGAAGUUGAAGCAGACACAACGGCCGCAAAGAUGAAAUCUGAAUUGAGUGAAAUAUUUAGAGGUUUCCAGAAUGCACCGCAGAAUCAAAACGCGAAACUUUUUCAUCAAACGAAGCUUCUGCGUCGCUCCGCGCCAACUAUACCGAAUGUGGACUCAGCACUUUCUACGGAUGAGGAGGAGCUUGAUUUGGAUCUGCCUUAUGGCAUACAAAAUGUGCGCAAGCGCUUGGCGCGUCAUAAACCGGAUCUUACCAAAUCGAUCACUUACCAAUCGCUCUGUCCCACAAAACGCAUUGCAAUUCCACUGGAAACAUCCGGUUAUGAGUAUCGCCCGAGCCACUAUAUCGAAGUGACCUGCGCACAUUAUACGCCGGCGCACAGCUACGAGUUCAGAAAGAAUCGGAUUUGUUCAGAGGCGGGCUUCUCUUGCAUCCAGCUGAAUCGCACCAUACAUCUGAUACGACGCAAUAAGUCAUCCAAUGACGAAUGUUGGGAAUCGGAAAUACGUAUUGUUCCCUCGGGUUGUGAGUGUAUGUGGCCGAAGCAUGAUAAUGGCGAUAUUGCAGCCUAUCAUGAGGGACAGAAACGUUUUGGCGGUUACGCCAAUGUGCACGCAAAUGCUGAUUACGAACAGGGUGAAGGCUAUCGUCAAAUUCAACCGCAACAAGUCGAACUCUUUGGCAUAAAUGGAUUACGUCGCGGCGAGAAUUCCGAUGGCGUCGGUUUUGAAGCCUUCGAAUAUAAUUAGGAGAGCAUUUUGAGAUGGAAUUUUGGUUCUAAAAUUAACAUAAAAGAUUGUAAUAAUGAUGACGAUUUAUUUGAUUGACGAAUAUGACAAGAAAUGCAUUGAAAUAUAUGAAAAAAAUAAUUUUUUGGUUGAAACAUGGAUUGAAGUGGGACUCUUAGAAUCAUCACCAUCAUCGCUAAAAACUCCACUCAUUCAAAGAAAACAAGUUAUGAGUGUAAAUAAGGGAUUGUGAAAAACGGCAAAUUGCUUAAUUAACUUACAUUUUAACGGUGUUUGUUACAUUUUUAUAUUAUUUAACAUUAUUCUGCGACACCUAGUUUCAUCAUGUUUUUCUUGUUACUGUAUUUUUAUGGCAGCUAAAGGUAAAAUGACCAGGCAAACAUAGGCAGGAGUAUCUAAAACUUAAGUGCACCUAUUUAGCUAAGAAAAUCUAUAGGUAAAAAAUAUCUUAUCAUAACAGGUUUUGAAAAUAUGUGAAGUAAAUUAAGUUUGCA